This is a messenger RNA of Hippoglossus stenolepis (Pacific halibut), 1816 nucleotides long. It is a transcript of the gene bdh1, whose product is annotated as 3-hydroxybutyrate dehydrogenase, type 1. Gene Ontology annotation, molecular function: oxidoreductase activity. The transcript is spliced from 5 exons. Lineage: Eukaryota; Metazoa; Chordata; Actinopteri; Pleuronectiformes; Pleuronectidae. The coding region runs from base 31 to 1116 and encodes 361 amino acids. The record is from RefSeq and is a predicted model, not a curated record.
CACGGACGUAAACACAGCAGCAGAUCCAAGAUGGCGCCUCAGUCCGUGUUCCGAGGGGCUGCGCUCGUGCUGUUCUCGGUGUUUCUCACCGUGCUGCUCGGGCUCGGUCUACCGGCGCUGCUCAACGCGCUCAUGCGGCUGCUCGGCUUCCCGGACAGCAGCGUCACGGAGUGCGUGGUGGUUGUGUACGCGGGGUUCGUGCUGUUCGUCGCGACGCCCCGGAUCCCCCGAGGACUGGAGCAGGUGAGCGGUCGAGCCGUGUUCAUCACUGGCUGUGACAGUGGGUUCGGUCACGCGCUCGCCAAACAUCUGCACAGGCUGGGCUUCACCGUGUUCGCUGGAUGUUUUCUGAAGGAUAAAGGUGGAGAAGGAGCCAAGGAGCUCGAGGAGUUCCACUCCGAUCGCAUGAAGCUCGUCCAGCUGGACGUGUGCAGCGAGGAGCAGGUGAACCAGGCUGUUGAAUUUAUCAAAGAGAACCUGGAGGACUCUGAAAGAGGUCUGUGGGCCGUGGUGAACAACGCCGGCGUGUCAACCUUCGGAGAGGUGGAGUUUACCUCCAUGGACACGUACAAGAAGGUGUCAGAGGUCAACCUGUGGGGAACCAUCAGGGUCACCAAAGCUGUUCUGCCGUUAAUCCGCAGAGCCAAAGGUCGUGUGGUGAACCUGGCCAGCCUGUACGGCAGGAUGGGAAAUGUCAUGCGGUCUCCUUACUGCGUGUCUAAAUACGGCGUGGAGGCCUUUUCGGACUGCCUGCGCUAUGAGAUGAAGUCCUGGGGAGUCAAAGUGUCCAUCGUGGAACCCGGGAACUUCAUCCCGGCCACCAGCAUCCUGACCCGCGACAUCGUGGCCAGCACGGCCAACAAGCUGUGGAGCGAGGCCCCCUCCAUCGUGAAGGACGAUUACGGGAAGGCCCACUUCGAGCAGCACACGGCUCUGAUGCGCUCCUUCUGCAGCAGCGGACUCAAGAGCAUGGCCCCCGUCUUGGACGACAUCACCGACGCCAUCAUGUCCAAGCACCCGUACGCGCGAUACUGUCCCUCAGAGCCCCACUGGUGGAUCAGACUGCAGCUCAUGACCCACCUGCCCACCGCCGUGUCCGACCUUCUCUACUUCUAAAGGAGAGUUUUCUCCGUCUGUCACGUAGUCAGAACACAUAUCGACGAUUCUUCAACUGACUCAGAUCUACAGACUCUGCUUUCUAUUCGUCAGCACCUGAAGUCAUUCACUGAUCAAGCCUUAAAACUUAAUGGUUUCUUUAAACUGUGAGUAAACUAUUGCACUUUUGUUACAUAUACCACAGCUUUAUCUAGACAGAUAUAUUCAGAGAUAAGUAGUAAGUAACUACUUGGUGUUGGGCUAUGAAAAACUUGUACUUUUGCUGUGAUGCUUUCUUUUUAAAAACAAAUAUUUCUGCACUCUUUUAUUUUCUUCCUGAUUCUUGUUAUUGUUUUGCCUUAUGGGAAUCUUCUGGGGAAGCUGGUGGCGCAGCUGAGAAGGCCCCUGCUGUUCUGUUGUGGCUGUGCCCGGAACAGACCAAGGUCAGCUACUGUAAGAGUUUGGGGAGAUUUGGCUCCACUCGCCACCAAAGUUAUGUAACGGCAACACAAGCCCACUUUGUCUCACAUGCUCGUGAGACUUGGACAGUUUGGUUGAAUGAUGUGAUGAAUGGGCUUAAACAAACAGGUUAGCCCCCCCCCUUAACUUCUUCUUGGGGGAAAGGUACUUUUUAUUUGAAAUAAUGUCAAUGAAUAGAGCAUUUUAUUUUUGAAAAUAUUUUAAUCUCAGUAUUACUUUUUAAUAAAUGAUUUUAAAUGAA